Helianthus annuus (common sunflower) is the source of this 1697-nucleotide messenger RNA. RefSeq names its product eukaryotic translation initiation factor 3 subunit E. The transcript is spliced from 8 exons. The record is from RefSeq and is a predicted model, not a curated record. NCBI's taxonomy places the organism in Eukaryota, Viridiplantae, Streptophyta, Magnoliopsida, Asterales, Asteraceae. Gene Ontology annotation, molecular function: translation initiation factor activity. Gene Ontology annotation, biological process: translational initiation. Gene Ontology annotation, cellular component: cytoplasm; eukaryotic translation initiation factor 3 complex; nucleus. The coding region runs from base 189 to 1508 and encodes 439 amino acids.
UAACAAAGCAAGAGGACCAAAACCACAACAAAACCAAAAAAAAGCCAAUAAAAGAACACAACAAAAGAGUGAAACCACAAAACCCUAGCAACCAGAUCCCCCAUCCCAAAACCUGCAAUCGCUACAACAUAACACGCUACUUUCUGUCCACAAAUCUUCAAUCGGAGAAAAAAGCUUCAAAUUCAUUCAUGGCGAUGUCGAAAUACGAUCUGACACCUCGAAUCGCUCCCAAUCUGGACCGGCAUCUCGUGUUUCCGCUGCUCGAAUUCACUCAGGAGCGUGAACUGUACCCGAACGAUCAGAUUCUCAAAGCGAAGAUCGAGCUUUUGAACAACACUAAUAUGGUUGAUUACGCUAUGGAUAUUCACAAGUCUCUGUACCACACGGAGGAUGUUCCUCAAGAUAUGGUGGACAGGAGAGUAGAGGUAGUUGCAAGAUUGAAGUCUUUGGAAGAGGCAGCAGCUCCGUUGGUCACUUUUUUGCAAAAUCCAAAUGCAGUUCAGGAGUUGAGGGCUGACAAGCAGUAUAACCUUCAGAUGCUUAACGAACGUUAUCAGAUUGGUCCAGAGCAAAUAGAAGCGUUAUAUCAGUAUGCCAAAUUUCAGUUCGAGUGCGGUAACUACUCAGGAGCAGCUGAUUAUUUAUAUCAGUACCGCGCGUUGUGCACCAAUGCUGAAAGGAGUCUUAGCGCGUUAUGGGGAAAGCUAGCAGCCGAAAUACUCAUGCAGAACUGGGACAUUGCUCUUGAUGAACUCAACCGUUUGAAGGAAAUAAUUGACUCGAAGAACUUUGCGUCUUCAUUGAAUCAAGUUCAAAGUAGGAUCUGGUUGAUGCAUUGGAGUUUGUUCAUCUUCUUCAACCAUGAUAAUGGCAGAACACAAAUUAUCGACUUGUUUAAUCAGGACAAGUAUUUGAAUGCUAUUCAAACCAACGCUCCACAUCUCUUGCGUUACCUUGCUACUGCGUUCAUUGUCAACAAGAAGAGAAGACCUCAGUUCAAAGAAUUCAUUAAAGUCAUUCAGCAAGAGCAGCACUUGUUUUCGGAUCCAAUUACAGAGUUUUUGGCAUGCGUGUAUGUUAAUUUUGACUUUGAUGGUGCUCAGAAGAAGAUGAAGGAGUGUGAGGAUGUGAUAAUGAAUGAUCCGUUUUUGGGCAAACGGGUAGAAGAAAGCAACUAUACAGUUGUGCCAUUGAAAGACGAGUUCCUUGAGAAUGCUCGUCUUUUCAUCUUUGAGACUUACUGCAGAAUACAUGAGCGUAUUGACGUGGGGGUGCUUGCUGAGAAAUUGAACCUAAACUAUGAAGAUGCCGAAAGGUGGAUUUUGAAUCUCAUUCGAACUUCAAAGUUGGAUGCCAAAAUCAACACCCAAACUGGAACGGUUGUUAUGGAACCCAAUCAUCCUAACGUGUAUGAGCAACUUAUUGACCACACAAAAGGACUCUCGGGUCGCACAUACAAGUUGGUUAGUCAGCUCUUGGAACAUGCUCAGGCACAAGCUGCUCGAUGAUUUUUGCUGGCAGCAGGUUUUGACUAUAUUUACUUGUUUUGUUAGUGUUGGUGGAUUUUUGAACUUAAGCAAUGAGCAGAUUUAUGUUUAUUUUAGACGAUCGAGUUUUUUACCGACAAUUGUGGUUAAGAUGAUGAAACGAAGCUGUUACUUUUGAACCCUGCUAUUUUUAUGUUCUUUAUUCUUGUA